AAGGGUUUUGCAAUUUGUAGAGUUGUGCAAACGUUGUUGAUGUGGUGGCGGCAGCAGCAACCGGAAUUGGUAGCGGUUGAUGGUAGUGCCGAUAUACGUGGGUCAUGCUAGGUGGUGGAAAAAGUGCACCGCCAGGACGGAAAAUAAUGGUGGUGGCAGAUCCAACCCAAGAGUCAGCAGGUGCACUCCAAUAUGCUCUUUCUAAAGCAGUUUUUGACAAUGACGAAUUGAUCCUUUUCCAUGUCGAAAACCCUAAUUGGUGGCGAAACACGCUCACCAUGUUCCUUAAGAAACCUGGCCUCAUGAAUUCAGGCCCUGCCAGCACCAGUGCCGGUGCCAGUGCCACCACAUCCGUAGAAGAAAGCUUUAGAAGAGGGGACAUGGAAUUUCUUGAAGAAAUGAAAAAUGCAUGCAAGAUUUGCAAGCCAAAAAUCCACGUUCGGAUUGAGAAGAAGGCGGUGGUGGAAGGCAAAGACAAAGCAACCAUUAUUCUAGAUCAAAGCAAGGUUCUUGGGAUCGAUAUUCUGAUUAUAGGACAACGAAAGAGCCUUUCUACAGUACUUUUAGGAUAUAGGCUGCAUGGAGCAUCGUCACGAGGGAUAAAGCCAAUAGACACAGCAGAGUAUUUGAUUGAUAACAGCAACUGCACUUGUGUUGGAGUACAGAAGAAGGGACAAAAUGGAGGUUACCUUCUCAACACAAAAACCCACAAAAACUUCUGGCUUCUGGCAUAGCUCUCAAUUUGCCUGAGAACCACGCGUUCUUCAUCUCAAGUUAGCUUCUUUCGCCGUCGGUCUGCUGCUUUACAAUGUGAUUUAUCAUUUUUUGUUGGCAAAGCAGAAACAGAUCAUUAACAACUUCCGUUCACUAAAUCGGUUGACUGCAAGAUUUAGUGAGCGUGACGAGCCUUCUCUUGUUCUCUCUUGGUUAAGUGAGCUAUAUGCAUGGUAUUCUUCAAUUCAUGUGCCCAAAAGAUAGGCUGUACAUACUUAACAGUGAUGUCUUUAUAAACCAACAUGAAAUAUGUGGGGGCAGAACCAAAAGAAUGAAACACUAGAAAUCGCUUUCUUUCUUUUUUUUUUUCCUUUCUUUUUUUGGUUGAGAAACCAUAUUCAAAAAAUGAAUCAUUUAUACUUGCAA
Molecule: messenger RNA, 1140 nt
Organism: Rosa chinensis
Lineage: Eukaryota; Viridiplantae; Streptophyta; Magnoliopsida; Rosales; Rosaceae
Exons: 2
Coding region: 105-734 (209 amino acids)
Source: RefSeq, a predicted model, not a curated record